Molecule: messenger RNA, 1417 nt
Organism: Stegastes partitus (bicolor damselfish)
Lineage: Eukaryota; Metazoa; Chordata; Actinopteri; Pomacentridae
Gene: mecr
Product: mitochondrial trans-2-enoyl-CoA reductase
Exons: 10
Coding region: 118-1263 (381 amino acids)
Biological process (GO): fatty acid metabolic process
Cellular component (GO): mitochondrion
Molecular function (GO): oxidoreductase activity
Source: RefSeq, a predicted model, not a curated record
CCUCAAAUCCAAUAUGGCCGCCGUGUGACGGCUUCUAGCUUACCUCACGCGUCAAAUUAGAAAUAUUAUUAAUUUGUCGUGUCGUUUUUAUGCCCUAAAGUGAAUUCGCGGAUAGCUAUGUGGUUGCCACUUCACACAGUGUGUCUCAGAAGCCGGACAGGCUGCAGGAGGAGCUUCGUCGCUGCUCUGUUGAAGUGUUCACGGCGCAGAGAUGCUAACAUUUCCCACUUCAGUCAUUCAGCUGGACGCUCUGCAGCAGCAUGCAAGGCACUACUGUACAGAAACCACGGAGACCCUUCACGAGUCGUCCAGUUAGAGGAUGCAGAUGUGCCUCCCGUUGGUGCUAAAGAUGUCCUAGUUAAAGUGCUGGCAGCCCCAAUAAACCCGUCUGAUAUUAACAUGAUUCAAGGUACUUAUGCCAUCCUGCCUGAUCUUCCAGCUGUGGGUGGUAAUGAGGGUGUGGCCCAGGUGAUAGAGGUGGGCAGCCAGGUGAAGUCCCUCAAAGCUGGGGACUGGGUCAUCCCAAGAGAUGCUGGUUUAGGGACAUGGCGGACAGAGGCGGUGCUAGCUGAGGAUGAUGUCAUCUCACUGCCAAAUGACAUUCCGCUGCUGUCUGCUGCCACGCUGGGGGUGAACCCCUGCACUGCCUUUAGGAUGCUGUCUGACUUUGAAGAUCUCAAGCCAGGUGAUUCUGUGAUCCAGAAUGCAGCCAACAGCGGAGUCGGGCAGGCGGUCAUACAGAUUGCUGCUGCAAGAGGCAUUAACACGAUCAACGUUAUCCGAGACAGGCCAGAGUUCACACAGCUCAGUGAUAGGCUGAAGGCCAUGGGAGCCAGUCACGUGAUCAAAGAAGAGGCCCUCAGGCGGCCUGAGAUUAAGGAACUGUUCAAGACGUGUCCAAAGCCUAAACUGGCAUUAAAUGGAGUUGGAGGCAAGAGUGCAACAGAGCUGCUGCGUCAUCUACAGGUUGGAGGAUCUAUGGUGACAUACGGAGGGAUGUCCAAACAGCCAGUUACUGUGCCAGUGAGUGCUCUUAUUUUCAAGGAUGUGAAAGUUCGGGGGUUUUGGGUCACACAGUGGAAAAGAGAUAACUCUCAUGAUGAAAGAAUAUUCAGAACCAUGUUGGAUGAGCUCUGCUCCCUCAUCCAGCAGGGAAAGCUUACCGCUCCAGCCUGCACCGAGGUGGGUCUCCAAGAGUAUGGCAAAGCUCUGGAUACAGCCAUGCAGCCUUUUACUUCAACUAAACAAGUCCUGAUUAUGUGAGCUGUCUUGAUUUCACAUGCUAACACCACACCGUUGUGAUUACAGUGCCGAAACUGAACUGUAACCUCAGGACUGUCACAUUAUUUCUAAAGUGUCAACCAAAUGUACUGCUCAAUCACAUGCUGAGUAAAUGUGUCUUCACACCAGGCUCAAA